GGAGCUGGACCGGGUGCGAGGUGAGGUGAGGCGGGGCGGGGCGGAGUGGUCUGUUGCCGUCACAUCCCAGUCAGUUCGCGUUGAGGCGUCCUAGAAGCAAGUCGACGAACAUGAAGCUCCACCUUGCCGCCUCCGUCGUCCUCUGCCUCUGUGGGUUGUCGCUGUCGCAGCCCCGGCAUGGCAGGCUCAACCACGAGUCCCCUGUUGUGCAGUACCGCCAGCAGCAGCAGCGGGAGGUGGCCGUCGACAAGUUCAACUUCAUCGACCUGGAGCUCCUAGAGCUCGCCGCGCAGAACGAUGCCGGCAACAUCGUCCUGUCCCCCGUCAGCGUCAAGACGGCGCUGUCCAUGCUGUGGGAGGGCGCCGACGGGAGCACCGCGGACGAGAUCGGCGCCGCCCUCCGCCUCACCGGCCGCAGCAGGGAACUCCAGGAGAACAAGCUGCACCAGUACCAGAAGGACCUGAUGUUCGUCAAGAAGACGCUGAAGAAGGGCGAGCUGGUGCCCAGCUCCACCCUGGAGCUGGCCAGCCAGGUGUUCGUGUCGGACAAGUUGGCACUGAACCCCAAGUACCAGGAGGCGCUGGCGCACUACCGGGCCACGGCCCAGUCGGUCAACAUGAGCGACACGAUGCAGUCGGCCGCCGCCGUCAACAAGUGGGUCAACAUGGCCACACACGGACUCGUGCCGAGUCUCGUGGAGGAAUCCAGCUUGAGCGAGGAGACCGUGAUGGUGCUGGCCAACGCCGUCUACUUCCAGGGCAAAUGGCAGACGGCUUUCGACCCCGACUCGACGAGCUCGGGCACUUGCUUCUACCCCGACACGGGCGAGUGCCUCAAGGUGCAGAUGAUGGAGACCAUGGGCACCUUCAAGAGCAAGCUCGUCCACGAGCUGGACGCCACUUUGCUCGAGAUGCCGUACGAUGACGGGCGCUACUCCAUGCUGAUCUUGCUGCCCGAGAGGAGGGACGGCAUGCCACAGCUCAUGCGGAACCUGCUCUUCGGCAACCUUCUGCAGGUGCUCAGCAAGGACGACAUGGAGGAGUCCGACUACGUCGUUCUGCUGCCCAAGUUCACCAUCGACUACGAGGCGGACCUUGUGCCCUUCCUGCAGAAGCUCCACGUGAAGGAUGUCUUCACCCCGUCGGCCAACCUGACCCGCAUGGUGAAGCAGGACAUGGCCAAGCUGCUGGAGCCUGCCGUCAGCAACGUGUUCCACAAGGCCAAGAUCGUGGUGGACGAGCGCGGCGCCGUGGCCGCCGGCACGUCGGGCGCCCUGGUCGUGCCGCUGAUGGGCGGCCCCCAGCCCAAGUUCAAGGCCGACCACCCCUUCCUGUUCUUCAUCCGGGAUAGCAAGACGAGCAGCUUCCUGUUCGCGGGCCGCGUGUCCCGACCCGACGAGGCCCCCGCCGUGCCCGCCGCGCCCGCCGCCGCCAACGAGUCCGUGCCCGCCGCCGCCUCGCCGUCCGCCUCCGAGCCCGCGGUCCCGUUGGUGUCCAUGCGCGUUCAGGAGAUGAAGCCCGCCCCCGAUGCGGAGCAGGCCAACAUCAAGUUCCCAUCAAAUAGCAAGCAGGAGUAGAAUGGCGCGUGCUUCGCUGCUUUGCGUACUCCAAGUGGUCAUUAGAAUGAGCCGGCUAUACUUCACGCCCCGAAACGUACUAUCUGUACACUUUGACUUUGUUUUGAAGUUUCGAAACAGAUGAGGACGAGGACGAGAUGGAGGAGGAGAAGGUGAAGGCGAAGGAGGAGAAACGACAAAGAGCAGUAAUUUAUUUCCCAUCGCCGAAAAAAUUCCCCCAGUGUUGAUACUUAAGUAAAAGUAUGUACCUAUGAGACUUUUGUCAUGCCAUACGUCAACAUUGGACGGAGCAUUGUUGGGCGACUGUAGAGAUGGCCAUAUGCUACGUAUGCCAUACUUUUUCCUCACAUACUGUUGUUAUGCCCUUUCUUUUUCAGAGGAGACUGUUAUUUUAUUAUUAUUUUAUUUUAGAUUUAUAGAUUUGAUGUAAACGUUAAGGAUCGAGUUUAGUUUGACUAAGAUAAUAUUUAUGUAUGCUGUGAUUUCCGUACGGUGGUUAAUUACUUAAUUUGUAUUUUUUUUUAAAUAAAACGUUUUUAGAAGUUAUAGUUAA
This is a messenger RNA of Frankliniella occidentalis (western flower thrips), 2130 nucleotides long. Its product is annotated as serine protease inhibitor 42Dd-like. Gene Ontology annotation, molecular function: serine-type endopeptidase inhibitor activity. Bases 111 to 1577 code for a protein of 488 amino acids. The record is from RefSeq and is a predicted model, not a curated record. Lineage: Eukaryota; Metazoa; Arthropoda; Insecta; Thysanoptera; Thripidae. The transcript has 7 exons.